Myxocyprinus asiaticus (Chinese sucker) is the source of this 1699-nucleotide messenger RNA. RefSeq names its product ankyrin repeat domain-containing protein 1-like. Gene Ontology annotation, cellular component: cytoplasm; nucleus. Bases 125 to 1090 code for a protein of 321 amino acids. NCBI's taxonomy places the organism in Eukaryota, Metazoa, Chordata, Actinopteri, Cypriniformes, Catostomidae. Gene Ontology annotation, molecular function: protein binding. The transcript is spliced from 9 exons. The record is from RefSeq and is a predicted model, not a curated record.
CACCGAUCGCACUGGGACUCUAAUUAAAUUGAGAGAGAACUACCAUUUACCACUAUCAGCCUUUGUGGAGAACACAGGCACCUUGAGCAGAUACAAGGACUCACACAAACUCCACUUCAUAGACAUGGGACUGCUGCGUGUGGAAGAGCUGGUCACUGGGAAGAGAGGCGAGGGCAAGGAGGCGGGAGACGCCUGUGCAGAGCUGUUUGCUGCAGGAGAAUAUGAGACCAUCAUCAUUCAGGAGAAGCAGGAUGGCCACCAGGACCUGAAUGCCACCACCCAGAAUGACAUUAAACAGAGUGAACGGAACAUCAAACUCAAUGUUGACCGGUCAGGGCAGCUAAAGCUAGAAACAGUUGAAGACCUCUUCAACAUUCUGCAGCUGAAGAAGAGAAGGAAGGAAAGGAAGAUUGCAGAGCCAAAGAAACAGCCAGAGCCUGACAUCCUGCCUGAGACUGUGGACCAGGUUUUGUUUCUAAAAGCUGUAACAGAGAACAAACUGGCUGUGGUUGAAAAAUAUUUGUCAGAUGGUGGAGAUCCCAAUGCCUGUGAUGAUUUUAAACGCUCAGCUCUGCAUAAAGCCAGUGCACAAGGUCACACAGAGAUCAUGAAGAAGCUCCUGGAGAGCGGAGCAUCCAUGGAGCAAAAAGACAAGCUGAAUGCCACAGCUGUGCAUUGGGCAUGCAGAGGUGGAAGCCUGCUAGCCCUGGAACUGCUACUCAACGAAGGAGCCAAAUUCAACUCCAGAGACAAGCUAAGCAGCACUCCUCUCCAUGUUGCGGUUCGAACAGGACAUUACGAGUGUGCCGAGCAUCUCAUUCACUGUGGAGCUGACGUAAAUGCUAAAGACAGGGAUGGAGACACACCCAUGCACGAUGCAGUGAGGAUCAAUAGAUUUAAAAUGAUAAGACUGCUGAUGAUGUAUGGAGCCAGUCUCAAUGCCAAAAACAAUGAUGGAAAGACACCAAUGGAGACACUGCUUUCAUGGCAAAAAGGAGUGAAAAACAUCCUAAAUAACUUUAAUGAGGAGGCAGCUGCAAAGCCAAAUGAACAACUUUUUAACAUCCUUCCUGCUGAGCAAGUGUUAUAAAAUGUUCUUCCUUUCUUUCUUUCUUUCUUUCUUUCUUUCUUUCUUUCUUUCUUGCUUGCUUGCUUGUUAAAGAUUAAAGACUGAGCAGUGUUUUGCAAUGGAAGAUAAUCGCAAUGAUGACGCUAAUUGCUGGCAAUAGAGCGUCUGACAUAUUGAUGAUAUUUGUAAAUAUUGCUUUCCCUGUUAUUGAGAUUAUGAGAGAAUGGAAUCCUCAACAAGUGGCACAAGAACAUAUGUCAACAGUGGUUGUGUUUUGGAUCAGUGUAUUUAUUAAACAUUAUUUUAAUUGACUUUAUAACUUAAGUGACUGCAUCUGAAUGCCCAUGGCUGUGUUUAGCUGUAACAGAUGUCUAGACAUACUGGAGACUGAACUAUGCAGAAAUGGAACAGAAUGUGAAUGGGGGUCUGAGAAUGUUUGAGAAGUUUAUUAUGACUGAUAUUAUUAUUGUAAUAGUUUUGUAUUAAUGGACUGGAAUUGAGAAAGACUUUGAAACCAUGGACAUCCCUUAAUGAAGGUGCAUUGGUAAAAUCUGUUUUGUACUUCUUUUUUUCCCUUUUGAGCACGUAAAAGUAAUUUUGAUUCAUUUUAAUUCAUCCUUGAAUAAAAUA